CGCUUACUCGUCCAACAUGGCUGACAAGAUGAAGGAUAACGUUGAAGGUAUGCCGCUUUUACAUGGCAAAAAACCUUGUAGAACGUGCACUGAUUUUAAAACUUGGACGAAACUGCAAUCUAGAAGCAAAAGCGYUGAGGCAAAUCAGAAAACUGCAGAAUCAGAAACCACAGACAAUACAGCUGAMAAUGUACGAAAAGACUGUCCAUUAGACAGAGAAGAGGUUGGACAAGCUACAUGGGGAUUUCUACAUACAAUGGCUGCUAAAUAUCCRGAGUUUCCAUCUAGCACACAACAAGAUGAUAUGAAAAAGUUUGUGGAAUUAUUUGCUAAGUUUUAUCCGUGUGGAGACUGCGCUUCACAUUUAAGGGGGAGGUUAAAGGAAAGACCCCCAGAUACAACAAAUCAAUAUAAUUUUUCACAAUGGUUGUGCAAAAUACAUAAUGACAUUAACAAACAUAUUGGUAAAGAAGAAUUCGAUUGUUCAAAAGUUGAUGAACGCUGGCUGCAUGGAUGGAAAGAUGGUUCAUGUGACUGACAGAGAUAUUUCCUUAGACAGAAUGUGAAUUGAAUUUUGGAGAGUACAAAAUCAUAUCUAAGAAAAUAACAAUAAUUUCACCAGAUUUCGUCAGGAAUAUUAUUUCAUAAUCAAUUGGAAAAUGUAUCUUUAAAAAACUACAAUCCCUCUUCAUAUGCAAUUGUAUUGAAUUUCUGAUUGUACUGUAGACUACAUCAGUGCAGUAAAUAGGACUUUGGGCUCCCUGUGUUGUUGACUUUAACACCUGUUAUCCACAAAAUGGCCAAGGUUCACUUCCUUAAAUUACAUUAUAAACUCCUUGAAAUCUAAUACAUUAAAAUUCUAGCUAUUGUAUUUAUCUUAUUAUAUUACGAGCGGUAACUAAGCAUUUGUUGCGUGACAUGCUUGACAUACAGUACCGCGUGACACGUGAUGGAAAACAUGGCUUCCUUUCGUUUUAACUUUGGAAGUAACGAAAUUAAUGAAAAUAGCUCGCAAUUGGACUCACAAGAGGAUGAUUUGACACCAGUUGAGGCUAAAGAAGUUUCUGUAUCACGCCAUAUUGUAAACCAAAGCGAUAAUGUGGAUAAAAUUGACAUAAAUGGGACAGCAUUACUCUACGUGAAUCUGCAACACGUUGAAGAAUCACUGAAGAAAUCCAGUACUAUA
Exaiptasia diaphana is the source of this 1186-nucleotide messenger RNA. RefSeq names its product FAD-linked sulfhydryl oxidase ALR. The transcript has 3 exons. NCBI's taxonomy places the organism in Eukaryota, Metazoa, Cnidaria, Anthozoa, Actiniaria, Aiptasiidae. The record is from RefSeq and is a predicted model, not a curated record. Bases 17 to 538 code for a protein of 173 amino acids. Gene Ontology annotation, cellular component: mitochondrion. Gene Ontology annotation, molecular function: flavin adenine dinucleotide binding; flavin-dependent sulfhydryl oxidase activity.